GCGCUCCAGGGCCCCGCCCCUUCUCUCUCCUGCCCGCAGGCUGGGAAUCUGCGGCCCGCGCUGGGUGGGUCCGCCGGGCAAGCAGUCACACUGAAAGGAGCCCACAGAAGGAAUUCAUCUUAUUACCAGUGGAAUUUCAACAUUUGUGUCAUUUAAAAAUUGACUUAAAAACAAAGGGUGCAGGUUUGGCAAGAGCUGAAGACUGACAUUUUGAAAACUCACAAAACAGGUCUUUCUACUUGAGAAGGCCGGGCUGAGAUGUGGUGGUUUCAGCAAGGCCUCAGUUUCCUCCCUUCAGCCACCGUCAUUUGGACCGCUGCUGCUUGCAUCUUUUCGUACAUUACUGCCAUCACGCUCCAUCACGUGGACCCUGCUUUGCCUUAUAUCAGUGACACUGGCACACUAGCUCCAGAAAAAUGCUUGUUUGGGGCCAUGUUGAAUGUCACAGCAGUUUUAUGUGCUGCUACCAUUUAUGUUCGUUAUAAGCAAGUUCAUGCUCUGAAUCCUGAAGAGAAUCGCAUCAUCAGAUUAAACAAGGCUGGUCUUGUCCUGGGAUUCCUGAGUUGCUUAGGACUUUGUGUUGUGGCAAACUUUCAGAAAACAACCCUUUUUGCUGCACAUGUAAGUGGAGCUAUCCUCGCCUUUGGGCUGGGCUCCUUGUAUAUGUUUGUCCAGACCAUCCUUUCCUACCAAAUGCAGCCGAGGGUUCACGGCAAGCAAGUGUUCUGGGUCAGACUACUGCUGGUUGUCUGGUGUGCCGUCAGCGCUUGUAGCAUGCUAACUUGCUCAGCACUUUUGUACAGUGGCAGUUUUGGCUCUGAUGUGGUACAGAAACUCCACUGGAAUCCUGAGGACAAAGGUUAUGCGCUUCACUUGAUCACCACGGCAGCAGAAUGGUCCAUGUCACUUUCCUUCUUCGGCUUCUUCCUGACCUACAUUCGUGAUUUUCAGAAAAUUUCUUUGCGGGUGGAAGUCAGUUUACAAGGUUUAACUCUCUAUGACACUGCUCCUAGUUCAGUUAACAAUGAGAGAACACAUCUACUUUCCAGAGACUUAUGAUGAAAUGAGAAAAACUUUCUGUGAAGAUUAUGAUUCUCAGGGAUUGAGAAACAUUCACAAAUGCUACUUAUUCUGCUCUGCAAUUUUCAACUAAGUAAUCAUGGCUGAUGGCGACAUUUAUAAAUACAAAUAAUCAAGAACCAUGAAAAUAAGUCAUUUGAUACAUUAUUUUUAAGGAUAUCUUCAAGAAGACUGUUUAAAACAUUUAUGCCUACGUGUGUUUUUAUCCAAGAAAAUAAAACCAAAGGACUACAA
Molecule: messenger RNA, 1314 nt
Organism: Echinops telfairi (small Madagascar hedgehog)
Lineage: Eukaryota; Metazoa; Chordata; Mammalia; Afrosoricida; Tenrecidae
Gene: DRAM2
Product: DNA damage regulated autophagy modulator 2
Exons: 10
Coding region: 259-1059 (266 amino acids)
Biological process (GO): regulation of autophagy; photoreceptor cell maintenance
Cellular component (GO): lysosome
Source: RefSeq, a predicted model, not a curated record